GACUGUUUCAUCUUUUUUUUCAGACCGGCCCAGUCCGACUCUUCGUCCCGUACAAGAGACGGAAAAAGGACACAGAGCCGCCCAUGAGUCCUCCCAAAAAAGAACUUCCUGUCUCUAAAAGCAUCACGCUGCCUCCUGGAACCACCUUCACUGUCUCUCCGUCAGGACAGUUCUCCAACCCCGGCACUCUGACCUUUGACCGCAGCCCGGCCACCGAUGCCACCGCAGCCGCCGCCGCUGCCAUCAUGUCUGACGGCUCGGCGCAGAGCGAAGUUUUCGCCAGCACGGCAGGUAGAGUCCACCACUGACAUCAUUUAUCAUGUGUCACCGUCACUGACCCAGACCACU
Molecule: messenger RNA, 348 nt
Organism: Cynoglossus semilaevis (tongue sole)
Lineage: Eukaryota; Metazoa; Chordata; Actinopteri; Pleuronectiformes; Cynoglossidae
Product: deformed epidermal autoregulatory factor 1 homolog
Exons: 2
Coding region: 84-308 (74 amino acids)
Source: RefSeq, a predicted model, not a curated record